AUGGCGAACGAUCAUGAUGGAACUCACACGGUGGUCGAGAAAACACAGCCAACCAUUACAUCCUACCAUGACCUGACCAUCGUGGAGUCACAGGACGCCGAAACUGGACUCGCCAAGUCUUGCAUGUUCCUGCAUAUCACCCAAGAUGAAGAGGUCUACUUCGGCAAAACUACACGCAACAAGAGAGAAUUAUCUUUUGACGAGAUCGGCCAACUCCUUACCCGCAUCCCGGAUGAGGAGAUCUUCCCCGCAAUCCCAAAAGACAUCGAGUUGACCCUUGCACCUGAUCACAUCAACGAAGCGAACUCCUUCCUCAAACGACCUGGUAUACAGCACUAUGACGACUUCGUCGGUACAGACUUUGUCUGGAAGGAACUCCUUCAUGAGACCCUUAUCAUGGAGAAGAUCUCCAAGGCACCGCAUCCGUAUAUCAUCCGCUACCUUGGUUGUCGUACUUGCCGUGGCCGUAUCACAUCCUUCUUUGUGGAACGACUGGACCAGACGCUUGAUCAGUACGUCAAUGCCCCCGAUGGGUUUGAGCCUCUUGACAAUGAGAGGUUUCUUGCUGGUGUCCAGUCAGCGAUCGACUACCUUCACUCUUUGGGACUGGCACACAAUGACUUAAAUCCGCAAAACAUCAUGGUUCGGGACGGGAUGCCGGUGCUGAUUGAUUUUGGGGGAUGCGCUCCGUUUAGAGAAGUGGUACAAUCAUGUGGAACGCCUGGUUGGUGCGAGGAGUUCUUUCGUCACUCCAAAAAGGAGCAUGAUGACUAUGGUUUGAGGAAAUUGGAGGAGUGGUUAAGGGAGAAGCAGGAGGGGAAUAAAUGGGGAAAAGUCGAAUGA
This is a messenger RNA of Podospora pseudopauciseta, 843 nucleotides long. RefSeq lists its product as uncharacterized. The transcript has a single exon. NCBI's taxonomy places the organism in Eukaryota, Fungi, Ascomycota, Sordariomycetes, Sordariales, Podosporaceae. Gene Ontology annotation, biological process: protein phosphorylation; mitotic DNA damage checkpoint signaling. Bases 1 to 843 code for a protein of 280 amino acids. Gene Ontology annotation, cellular component: cytoplasm; nucleus. Gene Ontology annotation, molecular function: protein serine/threonine kinase activity; ATP binding. The record is from RefSeq and is a predicted model, not a curated record.